GGGAGCCCAAACAAUGCUACUAGCACACCGUCUGCUAUUCACUUCCAUUUUCUUAUCACCGUCUUCUUCUUCUCCCUCUCUAAAACCCCAACCUCUCACCCUCACCUUCUCAAACCCAACCCAUGCAAAACCCACCCGCCAUGUCUCCCCAGCCUCGAAAACCACACCCAUCAUGGAGAAGGACCGGUCCGUCCUGUUCGUCCCGCCCGGUGUCGACCCGGAUGAGGUGACCCCGGACAUGGUCCUACCCGGCUCCAACAUCGUUAUCGGACCCUACGCCGGCGACGCCAAGAUUAAGGAGGUGGUGUUUGUCAAGAGCAGUAGUAGAGCUAAGGACUGCCCCAAACAUGACCGGCCCGAAUUCGCUAUAUUGGGCCGGUCCAAUGUGGGCAAGUCCUCGCUUAUCAAUGCCUUGGUUAAGAAGAAGGAUGUUGCUCUCACGUCUAAGAAGCCAGGGAAGACUAAGUUGAUCAAUCAUUUCUUGGUGAACAAAAGUUGGUACUUUGUGGAUUUGCCUGGUUAUGGGUUUGCUAAAGCUCCAGAAGCUGCUCGGAUGGAUUGGUCGGCAUUCACUAAAGGUUUCUUCUUGAACAGAGAUAAUCUCGUUGCUGUUCUACUUCUUGUUGAUGCUAGUGUUCCACCUCAGAGGAUUGACCUAGACUGUGCCAAUUGGCUUGGACGAAAUAAUAUACCCAUGACUUUUGUCUUCACAAAGUGUGACAAAAUGAAAGGGGGCAAAGGUAAGAGGCCUGAUGAGAACCUCAGGGAUUUUAAGCAGUUCAUCGCAGAAAACUACAAGCAGCAUCCCCCAUGGAUCAUGACUAGCAGUGUAACUGGUUUGGGCAGGGAUGAACUUCUGCUUCACAUGUCACAGCUUAGAAACUACUGGGAUCAAUAGUCUGUAUUAUAUCAUAAUUCUUGCUGAUUCCUCAACCACAGAGGGAGAAACUUGGUUGCUUAGAACUAGCUACUUCAACUCUGUUGCCCAUAGUUUUUUUAGUGAGAUUUUUUAUCUUUCUGCUAACAGUUUAUACUACUGAUUACAAUAAAUCCAAAUGUGAUUCAGAUCUGUAAUUUUUGCUGUAUAUAUAGAUAAACGAUGUUUGUACGUUGUAGGUUA
Messenger RNA from Rosa chinensis, 1120 nucleotides. RefSeq names its product GTP-binding protein At2g22870. The coding region runs from base 14 to 898 and encodes 294 amino acids. Gene Ontology annotation, molecular function: GTP binding. Lineage: Eukaryota; Viridiplantae; Streptophyta; Magnoliopsida; Rosales; Rosaceae. The transcript is spliced from 4 exons. The record is from RefSeq and is a predicted model, not a curated record.